This is a messenger RNA of Alexandromys fortis (reed vole), 8271 nucleotides long. It is a transcript of the gene Slc4a8, whose product is annotated as solute carrier family 4 member 8. The record is from RefSeq and is a predicted model, not a curated record. Gene Ontology annotation, cellular component: plasma membrane. The coding region runs from base 115 to 3396 and encodes 1093 amino acids. NCBI's taxonomy places the organism in Eukaryota, Metazoa, Chordata, Mammalia, Rodentia, Cricetidae. Gene Ontology annotation, molecular function: sodium:bicarbonate symporter activity; solute:inorganic anion antiporter activity; monoatomic anion transmembrane transporter activity. Gene Ontology annotation, biological process: regulation of intracellular pH; bicarbonate transport; monoatomic anion transport. The transcript has 25 exons.
GUUGGCUUCAGGGUUGGGGUCGCCGCCUGUGCGAUCCGCUCACACGGGACCAGAGGGCGAGGACUGCUGCUGCUCAACCUGGAAUCCACCGGCGAGACCGAGCUCCGCCCGGCCAUGCCCGCCGGGAGCAACGAGCCGGACGGCGUCCUCAGCUAUCAGAGACCAGAUGAGGAAGCUGUGGUGGAUCAGGGCGGGACCAGCACAACCCUCAACAUUCACUAUGAGAAGGAAGAGUUGGAAGGUCAUAGAACUCUGUAUGUGGGGGUUCGGAUGCCACUGGGCAGGCAGGGCCAUCGGCACCACCGCACCCAUGGCCAGAAGCACCGGAGACGAGGAACACGGGGCAAAGGAACCGGCCAGGGUGAAGAGGCCCUGGAAGCUUUGGACCAUGACACCCCAUCUCAACGUGUUCAGUUCAUUCUGGGCACUGAGGACGACGAGGAGCAUGUGCCUCAUGAGCUGUUCACAGAGCUGGAUGAGAUCUGUCUGAGAGAGGGAGAGGAUGCCGAGUGGAAGGAGACGGCCAGGUGGCUGAAGUUUGAAGAGGAUGUUGAAGAUGGGGGGGAGCGCUGGAGCAAGCCUUACGUGGCCACCCUCUCUCUGCACAGUCUGUUUGAGCUGAGGAGCUGCCUCAUCAAUGGCUCUGUCCUCCUGGACAUGCGUGCAAGCAGCAUAGAAGAAAUUUCAGACCUGAUACUGGACCAGCAAGAACUGUUCAGUGACCUGGAUGACAGUAUGAGGGUUAAAGUGCGGGAAGCCCUUCUCAAGAAACACCACCAUCAGAAUGAGAGGCGGAGGAACAACCUCAUUCCCAUUGUCCGCUCCUUUGCUGAGGUUGGCAAGAAACAAUCGGACCCACAUUCCAUGGACAAGGAUGGUCAGACUGUUUCUCCUCAGUCUGCUCCAACUACGAGUCUUGAGGUGAAAAAUGGAGUGAAUUGCGAGCACAGUCCUGUGGAUCUAAGCAAGGUGGACCUUCAUUUCAUGAAAAAAAUUCCCACUGGGGCAGAGGCCUCCAAUGUCUUGGUUGGAGAGGUGGACACUCUGGACCGUCCCAUCGUCGCCUUUGUGAGGCUCUCCCCAGCUGUGCUCCUCUCGGGCCUGACGGAAGUGCCCAUCCCAACAAGAUUUUUGUUUAUCUUGCUGGGCCCAGUAGGAAAAGGUCAGCAGUACCACGAGAUUGGCAGAUCUAUGGCCACCAUCAUGACCGAUGAGAUUUUUCAUGAUGUGGCAUAUAAAGCCAAGGAGCGAGAUGACCUUCUGGCCGGGAUAGAUGAGUUCCUGGACCAGGUGACCGUGCUCCCUCCAGGGGAGUGGGACCCAUCCAUUAGAAUUGAGCCACCCAAAAAUGUCCCUUCCCAGGAAAAAAGGAAAAUGCCUGGAGUCCCGAAUGGAAACAUUUGCCACAUGGAGCCAGAGCCACAUGGGGGACACAGUGGACCUGAGCUGGAACGGACUGGGCGGCUGUUUGGGGGCUUGGUGCUGGACAUCAAGCGGAAGGCUCCCUGGUACUGGAGUGACUACCGGGACGCACUCAGCUUACAGUGUCUGGCCUCCUUUUUGUUCCUGUACUGUGCCUGCAUGUCGCCUGUUAUCACCUUUGGGGGACUGCUUGGAGAAGCCACUGAAGGACGGAUAAGUGCAAUUGAAUCCUUGUUUGGAGCAUCCAUGACAGGGAUCGCCUACUCCUUGUUUGCUGGGCAGCCCCUUACCAUCUUGGGGAGCACUGGCCCUGUGCUCGUGUUCGAGAAGAUUCUGUUCAAGUUCUGCAAGGACUAUGCCCUUUCGUACCUCUCCCUGCGAGCCUGUAUCGGGCUGUGGACUGCCUUCCUGUGUAUUGUUCUUGUGGCCACUGACGCCAGUUCCCUCGUCUGCUACAUCACCCGCUUCACCGAAGAAGCAUUUGCCUCCCUGAUUUGCAUUAUUUUCAUCUAUGAAGCAAUAGAAAAGCUGAUUCACCUGGCAGAGACCUACCCCAUCCACAUGCACAGCCAGCUGGACCACCUUAGCCUCUAUUACUGCAGGUGCACACUCCCGGAGAAUCCAAACAACCAUACUUUACGGUACUGGAAGGACCACAACAUCGUGACCACAGAAGUGAACUGGGCGAACCUGACUGUCAGUGAAUGCCAGGAGAUGCACGGAGAGUUCAUGGGCUCGGCGUGUGCCCAUCAUGGACCCUACACUCCCGAUGUGCUCUUUUGGUCCUGUAUUCUCUUCUUCACCACCUUCAUCCUCUCAAGCACCUUAAAGACAUUUAAGACGAGCCGCUAUUUCCCGACCAGAGCACGCUCCAUGGUGAGCGACUUUGCCGUCUUCCUCACCAUCUUCACAAUGGUGAUCAUCGACUUCUUGAUUGGAGUUCCAUCGCCAAAGCUUCAGGUUCCCAGUGUGUUCAAGCCAACACGGGAUGACCGAGGAUGGUUUGUUAGUCCCAUCGGCCCUAACCCCUGGUGGACCGUGAUAGCUGCAGUUAUCCCGGCGCUCCUGUGCACUAUCCUGAUAUUCAUGGACCAGCAGAUCACCGCUGUCAUCAUUAACAGGAAGGAGCAUAAGCUCAAGAAAGGCUGUGGCUACCAUCUGGACCUGCUGAUGGUAGCCGUCAUGCUGGGCGUCUGCUCCAUCAUGGGGCUGCCUUGGUUUGUGGCUGCGACUGUCCUGUCCAUCACACAUGUGAACAGCCUCAAGCUGGAGUCUGAGUGUUCUGCUCCUGGGGAACAGCCCAAGUUCCUGGGCAUCCGAGAGCAGAGAGUUACAGGCCUUAUGAUCUUCGUGCUGAUGGGCUGCUCUGUCUUCAUGACGGCUGUCUUAAAGUUUAUCCCGAUGCCAGUGCUUUAUGGAGUUUUCCUCUACAUGGGAGUCUCUUCUCUGCACGGAAUCCAGUUCUUUGAUCGUCUGAAGCUUUUUGGGAUGCCUGCAAAACACCAGCCAGAUUUCAUCUACCUGCGGCACGUGCCCCUGCGGAAAGUCCAUCUCUUCACCCUCAUCCAGCUCACCUGCCUCGUCCUGCUCUGGGUAAUCAAGGCAUCGCCAGCUGCCAUUGUUUUCCCGAUGAUGGUCCUGGCCUUGGUCUUCGUCAGGAAAGUCAUGGAUCUCUGCUUCUCCAAGCGUGAGCUGAGCUGGCUGGAUGACCUCAUGCCUGAAAGCAAAAAGAAGAAGCUAGAUGACGCGAAGAAGAAGGCUAAGGAGGAGGAGGAGGCUGAGAAGAUGUUGGAAAUAGGGGGUGAUAAGUUCCCGCUCGAAAGCAGGAAGUUGCUAAGUAGUCCUGGCAAGAACAGCAACUUCAGAUGUGACCCUUCUGAGAUUAAUAUAUCAGAUGAAAUGCCCAAAACCACAGUCUGGAAGGCUCUCAGUAUAAAUUCUGGAAAUACAAAGGAGAAAAGCCUCUUCAAUUGAGACUCUGCUGGGGUGGAAGAUUUGGGCCAUGAGUUGCCUCAGAGAAGUUCUGGGUUUCGAGAAAUUGGUGAGUCUCUCGGAGAAGAAGCCAGGCUGAGUCAGGCCCUGUCCUUGGUCAUCUCAAAGCCAUGCAACCCGGAAGCUUUCAGUCGCUCAGUGUGCAUUGGAAGACAUACAGCUACCCUCAUGCCAGCAGCCAGGCACCAGCAGGACCACCGGCAGGACCACUGGCAGGACGACCUCCUGUUGCUUCCUCUCCUCUUUCUUCUUCCUCUUCAGAACUGCCACCAUUAAGGAGCCAGCUUCCCAUUUUUCAGACAUUUUCUCCUGUACUCUCUGCUGGCCUCGGAAGCCACACGAGUCCAUUCUGUCAUGAGGAUUCCUUCAUGAGAUCCCUCUUCAUGAACGGUGGCUUGGGGUGGUAGCAGAGGGGCUAAGAAGGGAGGUUCCUGCACUGUUGCCAGCUGCAGCUCACGGGCAGCCUCCCUUCCAUCUCUACUUGAAAGGGGUGCUGGUCAGACCAGACACUGUAGGAGGUUUGCUGCCUGAGAUCAACCAUCCAGGCAUCAACAGUGGCCACCACCAGAAGUGGCAAGAUGCCACUGACCUGGGGUCAUCCGUAUCAAUUCCCAGACAACACGAUGUCGGCAGACCUUUGGAAGAUGCAGGGCCAAGUGUGAGAGCAAGAGUUUAGCUGAAUAAAGGAAGGCUUCAGAGAAGUCGGCAACAUUAGGGGAUUGAACAUCUUUUCUUGGGUUCCCUUGAAACUAGAGAAGGAGAAGGAGCCUGUGACUGAAGCGACCAGGGCAGACUUCCUAGCCUGGGGUUUGGUGUCAGGUCUGUUUUGUAGCCCUUUAGGAAAGAUCGGUGGCAGUUCUUUGUGAGUCAAAAAGUGGGUCUGGGGUUGUUGUUGGCUGUUUUGUGGGACUGUUUGACAUUCUGCUGUUGUCUCUUGAGGCUACAUUGUUAUUUCACCCUGGAGAAGUAACAACACAGUGCUCCUCGACAUCUCCUUAGCUGCCUUGGUAGCGAACACCAUCACUCAAUGGACCAAAACCGCCUUCAGCCCUGUGGCUUCCUUGUCACACAGAUUUCUUUUGGUUGACAGAAGUUCUGCAUCUCAGAUAUAAAAAUCCAUGCUAAGAAAUGAACUGUAAAUGGUGAAGUCAGUUUGGGCUCUUGGUUUCAAAGUAUGUGAGUGAUUUUACAACUACUGUCAGGGGUUUGGGCCCCGGCGCUCAUAGACCUCCCCUUCCUUUGUGCACAGAGAGUGACUAGCGAGCUGGUCCUGCUGGCUUUCCAUCUGCAUCUUUGUACACAAGACCUCCCCGUACACAGUGUGUGCUUUCUUUCCCUGGGUGAGGACGCGUGCGCCAUUUGAUGCGGUUUGCACCCUCAGACUCUGACUGCACACUAAGGCAUCUGCUUACUCUCUAAAGCGUUUGCUGUUGAGGGACCCUUGUCGCCACCACUUCCCUGCCUGUGCAGGCCACUGUCCUGUUGACGCAAAGAUGAUUUUCAAGAUAUUUAACAAUCGGUACAGGACAGACACAAGGCACGCAGAGCAGAUACCCUUUGUAAAAUAGUGGCAGGCAUUGCUGUUCUGUGCCUGGUGAAUGAAUGCCACCCUACUCUCAAAUCCUGACGUCCUCUGAAAUAGGGGUUUUGUUCCUGGUUUGUCUGAUCUCUAUGCACAGGAGAUGUCUGUUCUGUUUCAGCAGCAGCCCUGACUUGCUCUCAGGUAUUCCAUACUGGAACAGGCAGGUUCUACAGAAAUCAGUGGGCAUUAAAGUCUCUGAGAGCCAAAUUUCCCGAGCAGAUCCCUUCAGGGCAGAUCUAAUCAUUGUAACCCUUUCCCAGCUGGGAAUGAUUCUGAAGCAGCCUGUCGUGGGAAAACUUUCUUGAUAACUUCAUGGCUGCUCUCUUUCAUUGCUUUUGACCCCUGGGAACACCCCCCUUUUCUUGCCCCAUCUUUUUCCUCCUGUAUUUUCAUGCAACCUUUUGUGUAGGGAAAUUGGUGACUGCUUCACCUCCUGCUCUGGCCUCCGUGCACCUGAGAGGCAGGAGUGUGGGGUGCCCAUCCUGCACCGAAGUCAGUGGCAGUGUCGCUGAGGACAGUGGCUCUUCCCAAGCCCUGAUGCUGAGUAGCCCUGGGGGUGGGGCUGCCUUUGUUAGCCCUGAGCAAUGCAGCUGUGGGACCUCUGGUUUUUUCUCAUGCCAACGUUUGCUGGGACCAGAGAAGUGGUCAUCUGUUCUCUGAAAGGGUAGCUCUCUGCUGCCAGCCAAUGUCCUGACACGCUGGUGCUGUCAGCUGGCAAUGUGACCCAAGUGGAGGGAGGCAGAGACUCAAGAACAUGUUGCAAGUUGAGCCUUGGCUCUAGGGUUGCUUCCUGACGACUCUCAGGGAGAAGGUGAAGACCUGAAGAGAUAGAUGCACUGUGAGGUUGCCAGUGUGUUUGGUUGCCUAACACACGUGCAGCGUGGGUAAGGUCAGGAGGCCGUGUGCUUCACCACCCGCAGCCCCAUCCCAGGUCUCCUUCACUCAUGAAACCUGCCUUUUUUAUAGACAGAAAGCGGCCAUAUCUUCCCCAAAGACAAUGUGAAUAGUCAUAGUUUCUCUUUGUUGAUGAUGGGACUUUUAAAUUUCUUAUAAACGCUGGAUAAAAAUCUGGCAUUGACUAAGUCCGCAGCCUGCCCAAAGGCUAGGGCAGCCUUCCAGCCUCCCCUCUGGACAGUCUGUGGUUUGUGCUCAUCCUAAAGGACAGCUCCUAAUCCCACUUUCUCCUCCACCUGCCCAGCUCUCCAGACUCCUUCAUCAGUCAGGGAAGCAGGGAUUGUCCUUGUACCCUGUCUAGUGACCCAUCGUUCGUAUACUGAAGCGUAGGAUUGGUUAGGGUCUAGGACCCCUGGGAUUUUUUUUAGUCUUUAAUGAACAUCAGAGACACCAUUAUCAUAUUGUCUCCCCUGUGACUUUGCCAGUGUCUUUGAAGGUCUUUGAAAGAGUGACAGAACCUUCACCUAGGACUUUAACUGUAUAUGUGUGGGUGUUUGUCUACAUGUAUGUCUUUGUACCAUGUGUGUGCCCGGGGCCUGAAGAGAGCAGAGGGCAUCACACUUCCUGGAACCAGAUUUACAGAUCAUUGUGAGCAUCCAUGUGGGUGUUGGGACUCAUCCCUGGGUCCUCCUGACCGUGGAACCUUGUCCUCAGCUUCCUGGGCUCUUAAGCUGUGGGGUCAGGCUAGUUUGUCCCUCGUGGCCCUCAGCAUCCUCGCUGGACAUUCUCAGGCCCUCCUCUCUUAGUGGAGACCCUUUAGCCGGCCCUGGCUGGCUGGGCGAGACCUCACCCACGAGCCUGCCUCUUCUGCCUCGGCUUUCCUGGAACCAUUUCUUUCUCUCCUUCAGCUCUUCCUGCCAUUGUUCAGGUUCCUUCUGUGGAAAGAACCCUGACCAGCAGCUGAGGUGACCAGGGCUUCGAGUUCAGCUGCUGCUGCUGCCUCUCAGAAAAGGACCUCUAUGGUUAUGCUCUGGCAUGACAUGUUGAGGAGCUCUAAGUUCCUAAGCUCCCAUGUUCGUCUGUACUGAUCACAUGACAUGUUGAGGAGCUCUAAGCGUUCCAAAGCACCCAUGUUCAUCUAUACUGAUCUACAUUUGCUCUAGGCAGGAAAACACAUUCAAAAUUGAAAUAGAAGCAAAUUUCUGCUCUAACUAUUUUUGAGUGAUUCUCGGUUCCCCCUCCAACACUCCUGCUCUGAGAUAGGGUCUCACUGUGUAGACCAAGCUAGCCAUCAGCUUGCAGCAGUUUUCCUGCCUCCCCAGCGCUGGGGUUCCGAGCAUGAGCCACCAUACCUGGCUUGCCCUUGGUCUUCAUGGCAUUAAUUAUAGAGAAUGAAUGACUGACCCAGUCACACUCUUUCUUCAGUUGCCUUUUUUGUGGCCAGAAAUGAGGAUAAUUUUCAUAAGCAAAGGAGGUAUGAAGUAACCAUUGCUGUUCGGAGUGUGUGCGAGGAGUGGAGUCUUUUCAGUAGCCGUCAGGAGUGAGCCAUCCAGACUGGGUCCUUAGAGGAGAUUCUGUGCUCAGAAGAAUGGAAUGGGUUUGGUCCUUCCCAAGAGAGAAGGAAUAGUGCCCUCCCCCAGAUCUAACCCACUUCCGGUGAAUACGAAGUGUUUACCCCUAGCUGCCAUUCUCAGAGCAGGAGGCAUAGCCCAUCCCCCCACCCUCCCACAACCUCUUCCUAAACCCAGGCACAAUUGGCUGGCCUGGGCAUUGCUUAACGGGCAUAUGGGCGAUUUCUCCAGCAGGCUUUUACUUGUGUGAUUGCCUUGGAACCUGAAGUACUAACCUGAAUGUGCAAUUGAUCCUUUUGUGAGAGAAGCCAAAAUCCUUCCUGCCCCUCUCCACUCCUGAGAUGCUAAGCCGGCCUCUUGUCUCUUGUCUGUCAUUGGUUAGAAGUGGCUGAUGGUGUCCAUGGAGAGCAGGGCAGCCUUCCCACGGAAGGGGACUGAUGGUAUCUGUGGAGAGCAGGGCAGUCUUCCCACAGACAGGGCGACUCGAGGUGCUGGAACUUUCCCCUCCGUUUCUAUGUUCUCUCUAGUAGGUCUCGUGCAGAAGCAGAUAUUUUGUUUUAGAAAUUCCAAAGUCUAUAUUUUUAGUGUAAGAAGUGUACCCUCACCACACUCCAUGGCGUAAAUAGAACUGGGAAUAAAAUGUGUCAUUGUGAUUAUCCCAUAGCAGUGUGUGCUAGAAACAAGACCCCCCCGUUCUGGGCUGUCUAUGGCGGGCAGGUGACUGUGACAGUGUAUCUCUUAGCCCUCCGCCUGCCCUCAUUUGUGUGUGCUCACCUCUCUGGGCGACAAAUAAAGUCCGUAUAAACUGUU